Odobenus rosmarus divergens (Pacific walrus) is the source of this 2025-nucleotide messenger RNA. It is a transcript of the gene DDX19A, whose product is annotated as DEAD (Asp-Glu-Ala-Asp) box polypeptide 19A. The transcript has 12 exons. Gene Ontology annotation, biological process: poly(A)+ mRNA export from nucleus. Gene Ontology annotation, molecular function: ATP binding; RNA helicase activity; RNA binding. The record is from RefSeq and is a predicted model, not a curated record. Lineage: Eukaryota; Metazoa; Chordata; Mammalia; Carnivora; Odobenidae. Bases 117 to 1553 code for a protein of 478 amino acids. Gene Ontology annotation, cellular component: nucleus; cytoplasmic stress granule.
CACUGCCGCUUCCGGUCCGUGUGGGGGAGGUUCUCGCGCAGGCCUGGGACUCAGGGCAGGUGUUGGCGCGCGUGCGGUGAAUUUUUUCGCGAGUCGGCCUCCCUUCCCGUCGGAUCAUGGCCACCGACUCGUGGGCCCUGGCAGUGGACGAGCAGGAAGCGGCUGUCAAGUCGAUGAGUAAUUUGCAAAUCAAGGAAGAGAAAGUCAAACCAGAUACCAAUGGUGUUAUUAAAACCAGUGCCACUGCAGAGAAAACAGAAGAAGAAGAGAAAGAGGACAGAGCUGCCCAGUCCUUACUCAACAAGCUGAUCAGAAGCAACCUUGUGGAUAACACAAACCAGGUGGAAGUCCUGCAGCGGGACCCAAACUCCCCACUCUACUCAGUGAAGUCCUUUGAGGAGCUUCGGCUGAAACCACAGCUUCUCCAGGGAGUCUAUGCCAUGGGCUUCAAUCGACCAUCCAAGAUACAAGAGAACGCAUUACCCAUGAUGCUUGCUGAGCCCCCACAGAACCUGAUUGCCCAGUCUCAGUCUGGUACUGGUAAAACAGCUGCCUUCGUCCUGGCCAUGCUCAGCCGAGUGGAACCAGCAGAGAGAUACCCCCAGUGUUUGUGCCUCUCCCCAACAUAUGAGCUGGCUCUUCAAACGGGAAAAGUGAUUGAGCAAAUGGGCAAAUUUCAUCCAGAACUAAAGCUUGCUUAUGCUGUUCGAGGCAAUAAAUUGGAAAGAGGUCAGAAGAUCAGUGAACACAUUGUCAUUGGCACCCCUGGGACUGUUCUGGACUGGUGCGCCAAGCUCAAGUUCAUCGACCCCAAGAAGAUCAAGGUGUUUGUUCUGGAUGAGGCUGACGUGAUGAUAGCUACUCAGGGCCACCAAGAUCAGAGCAUCCGCAUCCAGAGGAUGCUGCCCAGGAACUGCCAGAUGCUGCUUUUCUCUGCCACCUUCGAAGACUCCGUAUGGAAAUUUGCCCAGAAAGUGGUCCCAGACCCAAACAUUAUCAAACUGAAGCGCGAGGAGGAGACGUUGGACACCAUCAAGCAGUAUUACGUCCUGUGCAAUAACAGAGAUGAGAAGUUCCAGGCCUUGUGUAACCUCUACGGGGCCAUCACCAUUGCUCAGGCCAUGAUCUUCUGCCAUACCCGCAAAACAGCGAGCUGGCUGGCAGCAGAGCUCUCAAAAGAAGGCCACCAGGUGGCCCUGCUGAGUGGCGAAAUGAUGGUGGAGCAGAGGGCUGCGGUGAUCGAGCGCUUCCGAGAGGGCAAAGAGAAGGUGCUGGUGACCACCAACGUGUGUGCCCGCGGUAUUGAUGUCGAACAGGUUUCUGUCGUCAUCAACUUUGACCUCCCCGUGGACAAGGAUGGGAACCCGGACAACGAGACCUACCUGCACCGGAUCGGGCGCACGGGCCGCUUUGGCAAGAGGGGCCUGGCAGUGAACAUGGUUGACAGCAAGCACAGCAUGAACAUCCUCAACAGAAUCCAGGAGCAUUUUAAUAAGAAAAUAGAAAGAUUGGACACGGAUGAUUUGGACGAGAUUGAGAAGAUAGCCAACUGAGACGCUCCACUAGUCGCCAGUGCCCACCCCCGGCACUCCGCCUGCACGGGAGACCGGUGCUUUCACGGCACAGGCCUCGACAGUCACCACAAAGACAAAGGCAGAGGAGAGAGAAACUACCUACCUCAUUUUAAAUUACGUUUGGACUAGACAAAAAUUGCGCAACUGAUGGGGGAAGGUAGAAGGAAAAUUUUGCAUUUCGGAAAAUGUAGUCCUCCCCCUGCCCCCCCCCUUAAGCCAUGGUUUUUCCCCAUCUUAUAAUAAUCUGGUCGCUAUGGAUAAUCGCUGAGCCUAGGAUCCCCUGCUUGUUUUGUUGCUGGGGUGAUAGGACCAACCCCCACCCCUGCGGAAAUGGUAGAUGUAGAGCGUGGGAGAGGCUUCACAGCACAGGCGUGUGAGCCCCACUGCACGGAUGGAAUGUGGGGAGCAGCGGCAGAGAGACCCUUGAGCUCUCCCCCUUCUCGGUCCCUGA